CACAAACUAUCAAUUAUAUUAGGUUGAAGAGGAAAGCAGCGAUGACCAGAAGAAACCAAAAACAAAGACCGUCAAAAAAACAAUUUGGGAUUGGGAGUUGAUGAAUGUAAACAAACCAAUUUGGACGCGCAAACCCAAUGAAAUUAAUGAUGAUGAAUACAACGAAUUCUACAAGAGUUUAACCAAAGACAACGAUAAACCAUUCACAUACACACAUUUUGUGGCCGAAGGAGAAGUAACAUUUCGAUCACUUUUAUAUAUCCCAAAACUACAGCCUUCGGAGAGCUUCAAUAAAUACGGAACCCAUUCGGAAAAUAUUAAACUGUACGUGCGCCGUGUGUUCAUUACCGAUGAAUUUAACGACAUCAUGCCAAAUUACCUUAAUUUUAUCCGUGGAUUGGUCGAUUCUGAUGAUCUACCGUUGAAUGUUUCACGUGAAAUGCUGCAGCAACACAAACUUAUCAAGGUUAUCAAGAAGAAACUUAUUCGUAAAGUAUUGGAUAUGAUCAAAAAGAUAAGCGCCGAAAAUUACGUUGAUUUCUGGAAGGAAUAUUCAACCAAUAUUAAAUUGGGACUCAUGGAAGAUCCCAGCAAUAGAUCACGUCUUGGUAAAUUGCUGCGUUUCCAAUCUUCAGCCGGCAAAAAUUUGACUUCAUUAGAAGAUUAUGUGGGUCGUAUGAAAUCAAAACAAUCGCACAUUUUCUGGUUGGCCGGUGCCAAUCGCGAUGAAGUAGAAAACUCACCAUUUGUCGAACGAUUGCUUGCCCGUGGAUAUGAAGUUUUGUAUAUGGUGGAACCAGUUGAUGAAUACGCCAUUUCAUCAUUGCCAGAAUUUGGUGGAAAGAAAUUCCAAAACAUUGCCAAGGAAGGAUUCACAUUGGAUUCAUCUGAUGAUGCCAAGGCAAAAUUAGAAUCGUUAAACAAACAAUUCGAACCACUCACGAAAUGGAUGAGCGAAGAAGCGCUGAAAGGACGUAUCACCAAAGCUGUUAUUUCCGAACGUUUGCGUAAAUCGCCAUGCGCUUUGGUCGCCAAUGUCUUUGGAUGGACCGGUAACAUGGAGCGCUUGGCAAUGUCGAAUGCUCAUCAAAAAACCCAUGAUCCAAUGCGUGAAUACCAUUUGUCACAGAAGAAGGCUUUGGAAAUCAAUCCAAGACAUCCUCUUAUUAAAGAACUUUUGCGCCGUGUUGAAAACGAAGAGGCCGAAUCUGCUAAGGAAUUGGCAUUGAUUAUGUUCCGUACAGCCACACUACGAUCAGGAUUCACCCUUCAAGAAUCGAGCGAUUUUGCUGAUAGCGUGGAAAAAUUAAUGCGACAAACAUUGGGCAUUCUAGAAGAUGAACAAGUUGAAGAAGAGGAAGAUAUUCCAACAGAAGAUGAAGCUGCUUCAGAAGAAGACAAAUCAGAAACCGAUGAUGAUGAUGCUGAGGGCACCAAUGACAAAGAACAUGACGAGCUAUAAGCUCAUUUCCACACCACCAAUAUCUAGAUAAUUUAGUAAAAAAACACGACGCCAAUCGGCGUUACCUUCAUCGCUUCUUCGAUUUUCAUUCAAAUGGUGUGUUUGUGUGUGUGUGUGUGAGAUGAGCACACACCACUAAAACGAGCAUCAUAAAAUAAUCGCUACAUGUAUGGUAGUAAUGUCGAUUCAACGACUGAAUAUUUAAAAACAAAUUUCCCAAUAAUUCUAAUUUGAUUGUAUGUAUAUUUCAUGCCAGUAAUAGACCAGGGUCCGAAUCAAAUAAGCAUCAAUCACAUUUUGUAUAUUACAACAUUCAACAGAAUUAUUUGUAAAUUUAUAAUUUAUAAUUUAUAAUUGUGAUUUUAUGCAUUUUUCCAUUCAUAUUUAUGUAAAUUCUUUAUUUAAAAAAAAUGAGAUUGAAAUAUAUACGAUUGUGAAAAACAACAACACUGCAUGAAAAAAAAGAAGAAGAAAUUAAAAACAAGAGAAUUGUAGAUUUAUAUAUAAGUCAAAUAAAAUUUAUUUGGCAUUAAACUUUAA
Contarinia nasturtii (swede midge) is the source of this 2002-nucleotide messenger RNA. RefSeq names its product endoplasmin homolog (gene Gp93). Gene Ontology annotation, molecular function: ATP-dependent protein folding chaperone; ATP binding; ATP hydrolysis activity. Gene Ontology annotation, biological process: protein folding. The record is from RefSeq and is a predicted model, not a curated record. Bases 101 to 1462 code for a protein of 453 amino acids. The transcript has 3 exons. Lineage: Eukaryota; Metazoa; Arthropoda; Insecta; Diptera; Cecidomyiidae.